Myxocyprinus asiaticus (Chinese sucker) is the source of this 4414-nucleotide messenger RNA. Its product is annotated as sortilin. The record is from RefSeq and is a predicted model, not a curated record. The coding region runs from base 123 to 2567 and encodes 814 amino acids. The transcript is spliced from 20 exons. NCBI's taxonomy places the organism in Eukaryota, Metazoa, Chordata, Actinopteri, Cypriniformes, Catostomidae. Gene Ontology annotation, molecular function: protein binding. Gene Ontology annotation, cellular component: membrane; Golgi apparatus. Gene Ontology annotation, biological process: vesicle organization; Golgi to endosome transport; endocytosis.
ACAGCGGCUUCAACACAGACAUGCGUCAGAGCGUAAACAUUGCACGUUCUGCACAAAUACUAAUAAACCUGCUAUUUAUGGAUAUUUAGAGAGAGGAAUUUUAUGCGCAUUUAAAGGAAACCAUGAGCACCAUAUUCUUCUGUUUUUUGGUAGCGUUAUUCUCAGUGGCUCUUUCCAUGGACUUUGAAGAGAGACCCAGCUCCAGGAGAAGUGAACAAACCAUGUUUCUAAAGAGUCACAAAUCACGAAAUCUGCUCAGUUUGAGAGAUUUACACCAGUCGGAUCAUGUGAAGAUGAAAAGGAGCGAAGAAUCCGCACAAAAUCAAUGUGAAUCAUUGCACGGCUAUGAAUCCACAUUAGAAAACAACACUCGUACGUAUAACUUCAAUGACCUGAGUGGUUCAGUAUCUCUGGCCUGGGUUGGAGAUGGCACCGGGGUAUUGCUGGUGCUGACCACUUUCCAGGUUCCUCUUUUUAUCAUGCGGUUUGGUCAGUCCAGACUCUACAGAAGUGAAGACUAUGGAAAGACUUUUCAGGACAUCACUGACCUUAUCAACAACACCUUCAUACAGACAGAGUUUGGCAUUGCAAUCGGUCCCGAAAAUUCAGGAAAGGUGAUCCUCACAGGUGAUUUAACCGAGGGGAGAGUCACCAAAAUUUUCCGUUCAGUUGAUUUUGGGAAUAGCUUUGUGACCUCUGAGCUUCCCUUCCAUCCCUUAAUGCAGAUCACCUACAACCCCCAAGACAGCAACAUACUCAUGGUCUUCAGCAUCAAUUAUGACUUAUGGCUGUCUGAGGACUUUGGAGCCAACUGGAGGAAGAUCCAUGAGACAGUUUGUCUUGUGAAAUGGGGAGUUGAUAACACAAUUUUCUUAACCACAAACCCCAAUGGAUCCUGCAGUGAUCGGGGAAUGCUAGAAUUGAGAAAGUCUUCAGACUAUGGCAGAACAUUUAAGACUAUCGGGAGCAAGAUCUAUUCUUUUGGGAUUGGUGGACACUUUGUUUUUGCAUCUGUCAUGACAGACUCUGGCUCCACACGUAUGAUUCAUGUGUCGGUAGAUCAAGGUGAGACGUGGAACAUGGCUCAGCUUCCCACCGUUGGCCAUGAACAGUUCUUCUCCAUUUUGGCCGCAAACAGUGAUAUGGUCUUCAUGCACGUAGAUGAACCUGGAGACUCCGGUAUUGGUACCAUCUAUGUUUCUGAUGACCGGGGCACAGUGUUUUCCAAGUCCUUGGAACGUCAUUUGUAUACCACGACGGGUGGAGACACUGACUUUACUAACAUCACCUCUCUGAGAGGGGUCUAUAUGACCAGUGUGCUCGCAGUGGACGGCUCUGUCCAGACAGUGAUCUCAUUCAAUCAGGGGGGAGAGUGGAGACCUCUGCAGAAGCCCUGGAACGGAGUGUGUGACACCACAACCGAGCACCCAGACAAGUGUAGUCUGCAUAUUCACGCCUCCUACAGUAUUUCUAUGAAACUGAAUGUGCCCAUGCAGCCCCUCACAGAGCCCAAUGCUGUGGGACUCAUCCUGGCCCAUGGGAGCGUUGGAGGAGCCGUUUCUGUGCUUUCUCCAGAUGUGUACGUGUCGGAUGACGGGGGUUACACGUGGUUUCAGGCUCUGAAAGGCCCACACCACUAUGCCAUACUGGAUUCAGGGGGUCUGUUGGUAGCUGUGGAGCACAACCCCUCACACCCCAUCUCACAGAUCAAAUUUUCCACUGAUGAAGGUCAGUGUUGGCAUGUGUUUAAUUUUACUGAUGACCCAAUACACUUCACUGGAUUGGCAUCAGAACCUGGUGCCCGCUCCAUGAAUGUCAGUCUGUGGGGCUACAGGGAGACCGUCCUUAAUCAGUACUGGGUUUCUGUCACUAUAGACUUCAGGCAGUUGCUCUCCAGAGACUGUCGGGAGAGUGACUAUGUCCAGUGGCUCGCCCACUCCAGUGAUAUUAGUGACCCCACUGAUGGAUGCAUGCUGGGAUACAAGGAGAGGUUUCUACGGUUACGAAAAGACUCAGUCUGCUGGAACGGGCGGGAUUACACGGUCACCAAGGAUCCCACCACGUGCCCCUGCACCCUUGCUGACUUUCAAUGUGACUUUGGGUUCUACCAUGUGGAAAACAGCUCUGUGUGUGUGGAACAGCCUGAUCUUGUUGGGCAUUCACUGGAGUUCUGCCUGCACGGACGCAAAGAGCAACUUCUAACCAGCGGAUAUCGGAAGAUUCCAGGAGAUCAUUGUAAAGGAGGAAUGACUCCAGAAAGAAAAGAGAUUGAUCUGAGUAAGAAGUGUGUUAGUAACUUACUGAGGCCAGAGCUACUGACAGAGUCUCCCUCAGUGAAUUCAGCUCCCAUAAUAGCUGUGGUCCUCACAGUUCUGUUGAUCAGUGCCAUCGCUGGGGUUCUCUUCAUCAAAAAAUAUGUCUGUGGAGGAAGGUUCCUGGUACACAGGUACUCAGUGUUGCAGCAGCACGUUGAAGCAAACGGUAUUGAUGGUGUGGAUGACCUGGAUACACUGGAGGUUGGCAAGACGCAUUACCAUGAUGAUUCAGAUGAGGACCUCCUGGAGUGACAUCAAAAUAGUCAAAAUAAUGGACUUUAUCCAAUUCCAUAAGAGAAAAACCACAAUGACUAUCCAUCCAAUGUCCGUCUAUGUGUGUAUCUGCUUUCCAAUGCCUACCAGAUAAUGAUACACAUUCAGACAGUAGUGCGUCUUCCUUAUUCAUUAGAUACUGACUAGUUGGGGCAAAUUUUCUAAUUUAGCCUAACAAAACCUGACCACAUUCAAGGACAAGAACAGAGAAAAGACUGCAUUUUUCCAAAGAUUUUCCCUAAAAGAGUUUUCUGAUCAACUGUGGAAUGGACUGCUUCAUGCCCAUAUGUCUGUCAUUGCUUUUCAGUUUUUUUUGUUUUUUUUUUUGUUUUUUUUUUCAGAUUAUGACAUGGUGUAUUUUGGAUGCAUAAAGGAUUGAUGCGAAUUUCAAUUGGGAGUUUCCAUAUAUUGCAAGUUUAUAUAUAAUGACACUGACACCGUGCAUCAGGUGGCUUUCAGCAUAUUGUUUAUCAAACUAAUACUCUAUAUUGCCACUGUUAAAAAAAAAAAGCAGUAUUAAACAUCAAACAAAAAAAUAGAUCUGACAUACAGUAAGGUUUGAAACAUCGUUAAAACUGACAUAAAUACUUAUUGUUGCGUUGCCGAUUGCGCUGCAUCAGGUAUUUAACUUCACCAAAGGAUUUUUCUGCUUUCUUUGUUUGCAAAUAUUAAGAAACUGGUUUGAAGUCUCCCUGAGAUCUUUAGAAAGAUCUGUUUGUCUGUUUUUUUUAUUAUUAUUUUUUCUCACACAGAGUUGGUUCAUAAUUAUGUGAGCAAAUCAAAACUGGAUGAAUGUGAAGUGUUUAAAGUUUAACAUUCAAUUAACAGCAUUUUCUCAAAAGCUAAAAGCAAAGCCUAAUGUUUGACUGUUACUGGACUGUUACAGGGAGGAUUAUUGUAGAAGUACAUUGCAAAUUGUUUGUAAAGUUUGUAUGCUUUAUUACAAUAAUACCCUUGGUGAUGCGACAGUUACAAUUUGGAUCGUAAAGGAUCUUUAGUUAGCCUAAACUAACUUUAAUCAUUCCAUAAAUCAACCUGUACUUUGCCUUUUACAUGUGACUUUCAUUGCCAUUUCUAUUUGUUUUUUUUGUUUUGUUUUUUUUUGCCAUUGCUGUAUGCUUAGAUAUACUAUGCAUUUUGCAUAUCUUCUAUGCACAAAAAGGUACAUUCUUUUUCUGUUACUAGUGUUACCAAUGUUAUUCUGUUUAGUACAGUGUUCUAUUGUCAUUCGAUUGAAAUAUAUGUUUGAUUAUUGACAGAAUAAUUUGGAAAUUUUUAAGAAAUGGCACAUUGUCUUAAAAGUGUGGUUUUCAGUCAUCUUAAAUGUAGCACACCUUACAUACAGUAAUGGGUGAGACAGAAUAAAUGAGUACAUAAAACAUAACAGCAAUGCAGUAUUAGUCAGUAAUAGUUGUAUAUACAGUAACAAGACAAAAUGUUUAAUGUUAAUAACGACAUUAAGCAUUUUUACAUCAACACAUCCUUCAUUAGGAUGUUGACAAUAUUACGUGUACCUAAUUACCAGCCUAAUCAAAUAUGAAAAUGUAUAUUUUUGGGGACUGUUUUGACUGUCAACUCAUAAGCUAAUUUGUAGUAGGUAAGCUGAUAAAGAUUGGAGUGCAGUUUUUUGCAUGCACAAUAAAAUAGAUACCUCAGGGGUUAUAGAUGACUAAUUUCAGUAAUGGGUAUGCAUGGUAAACAAAAGGUCUUUUCUAAAAGACAGUUUCAUCUGGAUGAACUUGGCUCUUCUAAAAAAGCCAGUGUGUAAAAUGCUGUACCAUUAAAUGUGACUGCCAAGGGAAAAAAAAUAAAACAUUCUUUUCACA